Oncorhynchus nerka (sockeye salmon) is the source of this 2235-nucleotide messenger RNA. RefSeq names its product thioredoxin-interacting protein-like. The transcript has 6 exons. Gene Ontology annotation, molecular function: ubiquitin protein ligase binding. NCBI's taxonomy places the organism in Eukaryota, Metazoa, Chordata, Actinopteri, Salmoniformes, Salmonidae. The coding region runs from base 215 to 1405 and encodes 396 amino acids. Gene Ontology annotation, cellular component: cytoplasm. The record is from RefSeq and is a predicted model, not a curated record. Gene Ontology annotation, biological process: protein transport.
UAUAGCUCACACUGUUAACAUGAGAGAAGGUAACUUUUGAGUUUAGUCGUACGCUAUAAAGCAAGCAUUUUGCGCUGCAUCCCAAUCGUAGACCUCUGAACCUCGCCCAAUCAUAUUGACAGUCUAAUUGAACAACAAAACUUCGAAUUGGAAUAGCUCUGAACUUCUUGCAGUUCAAAUAUUCUUCGACUUGGAUAUCGAUUAAAUAGCGAACAUGGUUGUUAUAUCAAAGAGAGUGAAGACCUUCGAGGUUAUUUUCAGCGAUCCUAGCAAGACUUUUUACUGCAGUGGAGACAAAGUAGCCGGGAAGAUCCUGGUGGAAGUAGCUGAGGUGACGAGAGUCUCGGCUAUGAAAGUGCUCGGAGUUGGAUGCGCAAAAGUGGAAUAUGCCAAAGGAAAGCAGAAAUGCCGAGAGGAGAAUGAGUACUUGAGAUACGAAGAGGUUGUUCAACUUGAUGACCAGCCAGCUGAUCAUGAUGGCUCAGUUAUCCUUAGACCUGGCAACAAGUAUGAGUACAUGUUUGGAUUUGAGCUCCCCCAGCAAGGGCAGAUUGUGUCUUCCUACAAGGGCAAGUUUGGCUAUGUCCAAUACUACGUCAAGGCCUUUAUGGAGAGACCUGCUCAGCCUGCCCUGGAGUGCAAGAAACACUUUGAGGUGGAGGAGCCCCUGGAUGUGAACACACCAGAUCUGUUGUCCCCUACAGGUGGCAUGAAGGAGAAGAAGGUCACCUGCAUGUUCAUUCCUGAUGGCCAGGUAUCCCUGAAUGCCAAGAUUGACCGCAAGGGGUUCUGUGAGGGUGAAGACAUCUGCAUCUGCGCCAAGUUUGAGAACACCUGCUCACGGAUUGUGGUCCCCAAGGCGGCCAUCAUCUCCAAGCACACCUACCAGGCCAAUGGCAGGACCAAGGUCUUCCGGCAGAAGCUCUCCUCUGUGCGCGGCAACCACAUCAUCUCCGGCAUGUGCGACGCCUGGCAGGGAAAGACCAUCCGGGUGCCCAAGAUCAAGCCCUCUAUGCUGGGCUGCAACAUCAUCCGUGUAGAGUACGCCCUCAUGAUCUACAUGCACAUCCCAGGCAGCGAAAAGCUGAUCCUGGAGCUGCCGCUGGUCAUCGGCACAGCCGGCCUGGGAAGCCGCACCAACAGCAUGAGCAGCACAGAUGGCUCGGUCAGCAACGCCUCAGCCAGCUGGGUGUCCCUGCGCAUGCCUUCUGCUCCCCCCAGCUACUGUGACGUCACCCGUGACUGCCGCCUGGACCAGCCCCUCACGCCCCUUCUGAAUGACUACGAUGGUGACGACAGCCCCAUCUUCAUGCACGCCUCUGCGUUCCAGUUCCCGAACCUGCCUGCCUACUCUGAGGUUGAUGAGGAGUUCAGUGGCAACGCUCACAUGCUGCAGGUCUGCUGAACUACCUUGUAGCUUCCAGAACUCUGGUCCACUGCAUAAGGGCCACUUUCGGCACUUAGCUCAAUUGAGUAGAAGAGCCUAACUACUUAUGGAGAAGUGUUGGACAGACUUUGAGAAGUGCUGUGGCGGAUAUCGGAGCUGGCCCUGCAUCGAGAAAGGAAGAGGAUGUGAAGGGCAAGAAGCUUAAGAGUUCUUGUGCCUGCGCUGUCGGCAAUCUUUGCUGCGCCAUCUAAGCUGAUCUUGUUCUGUUGCUGUUCCGGUUUCUGAACGUGCCACUGCAGACCUUGUGGUUUGCGAUGUCUUGUCCAUUAGUUUCCCACCGGGGCCGAUCACACGUUGACAAGUCCCCAACUGAUUAUGAAUAAGCUCUUUGCUUGUUGGGUGUCCGUCCUUCAUAGUGUGUAGUCAAUUCUUAUAAUUCCUGUAUUUCAUGAAAAUUGGGAUUUCAUCUGAGCAACCAUAUUUUGUUUAUUUCUAAAAUGAAAGUAAGCAAUUUUAUUAUGGCGUUUGUUUGACAGACUGAUGUUAAGAGAAUAUUUGUUGCUUUUGAUAAUUGCGACAUGUUGAGAGAUAUAUAUUCUCCCAAGACAAUCGUGCCGAGUCCAUAUAUUUUUCUGUACCAGUGUUUUUGAAAAUGUUAAUUCUAUUGCUCUGUAACUGCCUACAGGAGAUCUCCUGGUUUAGAUUUGUUUCUGUUGAGAGAAAAAAAAUGUUUGAGUGUCCAAAACAAACUUCAAUAUAUUAUGGCAAUGGCUCAAAUAGUUUCUUAUUCCAAAUGAGGGCUGUGAGACCCUAUGGGUUAGUAUCUAUUAAUAAAAAGUUGUAAUUAA